UUUAUUUUUUGCAGUUUUUAUACAAAAUUGAAGUUAAUUGCUUUGAUUUGUUUUUCAAAGUUUAUCUUAUUUUAUUUUCUAAAAAUUCGAGGGACACGUUAUUCCUUCUGUUUUGAAUUUUGUUAUAAUGAUUGCGAUUCCUCUUAUUUUCCGCAGUUUUUUUCGAAGUGGAAUGACAGGCAAAAAGGGACGAGGAGGUAUGUCUGGACCGAUGGGAAAUCUUUUUGGCUUCUCUCAAUCAACUGUCAGAGUUAUUAACAAAGAAGAUAUAAAAACAACAUUUAAAGACGUGCCUGGUUGCGAAGAAGCAAAAAUUGAAAUUAUGGAAUUUGAAAAUUUUUUGAAGAACCCUCAGCAAUAUCGAGCGUUUGGUGCGAAAAUUCCAAAGGGUGCUCUCCUCACUGGUCCACCAGGAACUGGCAAAACUGCUUCCCAAAGCAACUGCAGGUGA
Meloidogyne enterolobii is the source of this 451-nucleotide messenger RNA. Lineage: Eukaryota; Metazoa; Nematoda; Chromadorea; Rhabditida; Meloidogynidae. The record is from the annotation of a GenBank genome assembly.